AUGUCGUCCAUUGCAGUCUCAUCUACAGCAGUAGCGAGUAACUCGCAGGCAGCUGAGGAACAUUUCAAUAACUGGCCUAAUGACAAGGGAUUCGAUCCUGAAUUUGAAGAGCGUAGUCCCGUGGAACUGUCGGUAACUGGCCACAUUCCCGCCUAUGCUGCUGGAACCCUAUACCGGACUGGACCAGGCAAAAGCAAAGUGGACACGGAAAAUGACGGGAUAUUCCAUUUAUCUCACUGGUUUGACGGGUUCAGCCAAACGCAUCGUUUCCAAAUCAUGGUCCCUGACAACGUUCAUGGGACCGUUCGGGUCUUCUACAAUUCGCGCUUCUCAACUGAUGCUUUGAUUGAGAGUGUGAGAAAGACUGGUUCUCUCGAACGUAUGGGGUUCGGACAGAAACGCGAUCCUUGCAAGAGUGUGUUCAACAAGGUUCAAAGUGAACAUACUCCCCCUCAAGAUCCAUCUGCCGUCAACGUCGGCGUCACUCUAUCCGUCAAUAUGCCUGGUCUGAAUGACACAUCUACUGCCGAACCUAACAAGCGCUGGGACGGUUCUAAGCGGAUCCAGAAUCUCUACGCAAAGACCGAUUACAGUACCUUCAAGAAACUUGACCCGGAGACCUUGGAGCCCAUAGGACUCGCCUCGCAGGCAGAUCUUCACCCCGAUCUCAACGGGCACCUGUCAGCCUCACAUGCUCGAUCCGAUCCUAAUGCUGGAGACGUUUUCAAUUUCAAUUGCUCACUGGGUCCAACCUCCACAUAUCGCGUUUUCCAAGUAUCUACCUCUACGGGGAAGACGACAAUUCUCGCGACCUUUCCUGGAACACCAGCGUACCUUCAUUCCUUGGUUCUCACGGAAGAUUAUGUUUUGCUCUGUGUGUGGAAUUCGCAUCUGAAUCCGAUGAAACUUGCUGGCGGCUCUUUCAUGGAUGCCAUAAUGCCGAUGGACCCGACACAACCAGCAACCUGGUACGUCAUCGACCGCAGGAAGGGCCAGGGACUAGUUGCAAAAUAUGAGAGCCCUGCAUUCUUCUGCUUCCACACCAUCAAUGCAUGGCAGGAACCAUCCAAAGAAGACCCCAGCAAGACGGAUGUGGUGGCAGAUCUUGUGAGGCUCGAGAGCCCGGAAUUUUUGAAGACUCUAUAUUUCGAAAAUCUCAUUUCCACGUCCUCCGCGGCGAAAACUCUUGCCGAGCAACGGGACGAUUCCUUGCACUCGUCCUUUUCUCGUUUCCGUCUCCAUGCGGUGCCUUCUGCUCCCACAACUGAAAUCGGCAAGGCAUCUAUCGAGUGGAGUGAAUGUCAGGCGCUCAAUCCCGAGCUUCCAACAAUGAACCCCAAUUUUAUCACCCGGCGACACCAAUAUGUCUACGCUGUGACGUUUGGCGGCAAGUCAACCUUCACCGACAGUAUUAUGAAAUUUAACUGCGAGACCAAGGAAACCCAUGUGUGGUCGCACCACGAAGCGUUAUUCAUCGCUGAUCCGAAUGGAAGCAAUGAAGACGACGGAGUGCUUCUCAGCGUUGUCCUGGAUGGGAUGCGAGGCAAAAGCUAUCUUCUUUGUCUAGAUGCCCAUGACCUCACAGAGCUUGGCAGAGCCAACGUCAAUGGACCUGUUGGGUUCGGGUUUCACGGACAGCAUGUUCCGAGAGUAGGGCUGCCUACUGGCGAUUAUUAG
Messenger RNA from Penicillium lagena, 1677 nucleotides. RefSeq names its product carotenoid oxygenase family protein. The coding region runs from base 1 to 1677 and encodes 558 amino acids. Gene Ontology annotation, molecular function: carotenoid dioxygenase activity. The record is from RefSeq and is a predicted model, not a curated record. Gene Ontology annotation, biological process: carotene catabolic process. Lineage: Eukaryota; Fungi; Ascomycota; Eurotiomycetes; Eurotiales; Aspergillaceae. The transcript is spliced from 3 exons.